GUGAGCCCUGUGCCUUGUCCCACCUGGGCCAGCUGCUCUGGGGAAUGUGAAUGGUCUGCGGCGGCGGCGGCAGGGAGGAGGCUGCUGCUGUGAGUAGAGGUCUCGCGAGCCCCUCUCAGAAAGCUGCAGCCAUGGAUAUAUUUGGUGACCUGCGGCGAAUGAACAAGCGCCAGCUCUAUUACCAAGUCUUAAAUUUUGCCAUGAUUGUGUCUUCGGCGCUGAUGAUAUGGAAAGGCCUUAUUGUUAUCACUGGGAGUGAGAGUCCUAUCGUUGUAGUGCUCAGUGGCAGCAUGGAGCCAGCCUUCCACAGAGGAGAUCUGCUGUUCUUAACAAACUUCCGGGACGACCCCAUCAGGGCCGGGGAAAUAGUGGUUUUUAAAGUCGAAGGCAGAGAUAUUCCGAUUGUACACAGAGUAAUCAAAGUUCACGAAAAGGAAAACGGCAACAUCAAAUUUCUGACCAAGGGCGACAAUAACGAAGUUGACGACAGAGGCUUGUACAAAGAAGGCCAGAACUGGCUGGAGAAGAAGGACGUUGUCGGCAGGGCACGAGGGUUUUUGCCGUAUGUUGGAAUGGUGACCAUAAUCAUGAACGACUAUCCAAAAUUUAAGAUAUCAUUCCCGUUUCAUAUUUCUGAGGGCAGCAUCUUGCUUUGCAUCAAGGAUCAUGCUGGAGAAUUUUUGCGAGCUAUGCUCUCCUGGCUGUCAUGGGCGCGUAUGUCCUCCUGAAACGAGAAUCAUAAAAGACUGAACAUGGAACUGCCUUGCGCAACUCUUGAGCGUAGAUAUACAAAGAGAUACUAAUAUAUUUGAACCGUCCCUGUGUCUGUACAAAAUAUUUCAUGGUCCGCAGACAAUACUGUCCCAAUGAAUUUUCCUGUCCGUGCCACAAUCUUAACCCAUUUUUUUGUGCAUAAGUCCUACUGGUUGCAUCUGAACGAACCUCUAAGUGUUCUUACAACUGGAUCACAAACGCUGUCCACUGGUAUUUUGUUUACAAUAUUGUUUUGAGUUUCUUCAUGUUUUCACGGUUGCUUUUCAGCAAGGCAUAUAAAUGGGCAGAAUGACUGGGAGGGAGGGUUCAAUAUCAUGGAAAUUUCAGCGCUUAGGUUGGGGCAGGGGGCGGGUUAAACGUUCCAGAACUAGGCCAAACAUCUAGGUGAAACAGAUCUUCACUGCAUGGAUAUGGUUGCUUGGAAGCAUUUUAGACAGUAACUCAAUGGCGUUUGAGUCUUGAGUUCCCUUUGGUUAUAUCUUAGCUAAGAAGCCCAUUGAUGAAGUUCUCCCUGUGCUGUUUCAACCCUGUUUCACUAGGUAUUUUUGUCAAGCCACACAUAGUUCAUUCUUGUAAGUAGGUUCACCAAGUAUUCCAGCAUCCUAUCACAAUUCUUCUGAUUAUAUAUAUAGUGGCUCGUUUGUGAGGGGAGACUUUUCUGUCGCAAAAUUGUACUGCUGGACUGGGCUUGUCUGAGAAGAGCAGGUUAAGUUGACAAUCUUGGCUCUCGGUGGCUUGAGUUGGGCUUGUGUUAUUCUCUCAUAGACGAGGAAGAGCCCCGUGCAGAUUCAUCGAGCUGGUUCUGCUCCUCCCUGGGUAGCACUGUCAUCUGCAUCAUUCUGCCCACAAGAACUUGGACCACACACAAGGUGUAGAUGCAUGAGAAAAUUGUCACCAGUAACCAACCAGGAACAUUCCUGUGUUUGAAGACACCCACACUGCCUUGUGUGAAUUAGCAACAGAUGCAACUCACGUCUUGCAGUGUGUGGUCCACGAGAUCCUAAACCUCUGGAAGACGGAUCAGGUCCACUCAAGCCUGCUGAGAAGCUGAUGUGGCAUCCCAGGAUUUCAGUGUACAUCACUGAUCUCUCCUUCCCCCAGGAGUAAAGCACUGGGUGAGGAGGAUCACUGUACCUGCUUACUAAACAACCCAGAAACACCACAUUCUGAGCUACAUGACAUGCAGUUGUGCACAUGUGUACAUCUUCUGCAGACUUGCUAUUUCUCUCAGGAGCUGCUUCUUGGGGUAGGGGGAAGGAAUCCCAUAGUUUUGGAGGACACUCCAAGGCCCAACUCUUGAGAAAAACCUGGAUUGGGACCAACCAAAAUGUGGGGAACUUUUGGGUCACCUGGAACUCUUGGUUAGGCGAGAUGUCACCCAAAACUAGGUGGUAGGAUUGAGUUGGAAAGGAAAGGCAAAACGUCGUAUCCACGAGGUAAAAUAAAAGGCAUUACCCAACCAAGUUUUUCUCUUACGGACCAAAACUUUUGCUUUAUAGUGUGGAAAGUGAUGCUGAGGUACGAGUAUUAUGGAUUGCUCCAAGAUUCACCUGUAGAAAUUAACAGACCUGCAGAAAUGUAGCAUAAAGAGCUUUCUUGUGGGUGAUUUAAGCCUGUCCAGCAGUUGUGGCUUGUUCCAAAUCUCUCCCGGAAAAUGGCAUUUUGUAUUGGUGCUCAGAAUCUCCGAUUGUUCACACUCUCCCAUGUUAAGAGCACUCCUGCCCAUUUUUGGCUUUUUACGAUCCCUUCAUGGCCUUAGAGAAGUCACUUUAACAAUGUGAAUAAUAUUUGUGUGUGGGUUUUGUUGUUUUUUUAAUCUUGAAGAAUACUUUUGCCUUUCUGCAUAAACACGGUUAUAAAUGUUGUCCGCUCCACGAAACUGCCUGCCUUUAAAAGUAAAGAAAGUUCACUGUUAUGAAGAUUUGUGACAUCUGUGUGAAAGGACCUACAGAAAAGCGUUAAGUGAAAAGUGGAAGUUCAGCUGGGUCUUUGGGACAUGGGACAUAAUAAACGUGGUGGCCCCGAAAACAUCUCAUUCAUUUGUCUUAUCAUGCUAUGCAAUAAUAUCAUUAAAGACUUGCUGUCUUGGUCUAUGA
Messenger RNA from Podarcis muralis (Common wall lizard), 2870 nucleotides. It is a transcript of the gene SEC11C, whose product is annotated as SEC11 homolog C, signal peptidase complex subunit. Gene Ontology annotation, cellular component: signal peptidase complex; membrane. The record is from RefSeq and is a predicted model, not a curated record. Gene Ontology annotation, molecular function: serine-type endopeptidase activity. NCBI's taxonomy places the organism in Eukaryota, Metazoa, Chordata, Lepidosauria, Squamata, Lacertidae.